This is a messenger RNA of Clupea harengus (Atlantic herring), 3759 nucleotides long. It is a transcript of the gene gaa, whose product is annotated as alpha glucosidase. Gene Ontology annotation, molecular function: carbohydrate binding; alpha-1,4-glucosidase activity. Gene Ontology annotation, biological process: lysosome organization; glycogen catabolic process. The record is from RefSeq and is a predicted model, not a curated record. Lineage: Eukaryota; Metazoa; Chordata; Actinopteri; Clupeiformes; Clupeidae. Gene Ontology annotation, cellular component: lysosomal membrane.
AUCACCCUCCUAUCUUCAUCGAAAUCCGAGCUAGUUGUUUUUGUCCCUCCUGACAUGCCGUCAACUGUGUAACUUCUGUUGCCAACAGCAGUUGCGAUUGCAUGCUUCGAGCUGUACCGAGUUGGACAUGCAGCUUGCUGAGUAGGUAAUCGUGUUGUUAUUGACAGAAAUUCAUUCUACAUAAAGGAUGCUGCGGACUAUGGCGCGGAAUAGAUCAGUAGCAUAACUGUUGUGAUAGGACACUACGAAGGCUCACUCACUUCGUCUAUUCUUUCUCCAUUCAUGUAUGUUCAUCUAUCCAAACUCAAUUAAGUCACGUUAACUUGGGUAUCCUAACCGUAAAGAUUUUCUCGCUAAUGACGCACCAUCACAUUAGUCUCACACAAUGUUUCUGUCCAUCUCUUUUUUUAUUGAUGAUAAUUGGGCUGACAACAUGGAGUUAUUUGUAUGAUUACCGAUCUUUGCAUGUGAGGACUCAUCCAAACAUCGAGGGAGAAUCUAUUGCAGUUAGGGAAGGUCGACUGUCUCCGAGUCGACGUCUUUUGGACUGCCGGGAUGAAUGCAGUGUCCCCCCAGAAAGACGUUUUGAUUGUGCUCGGGACCGAGCUCUAAGUCGGGCCGAGUGUGAGACCAGAGGGUGCUGUUAUGUGCCUCUCCCUGCAGGCCUCUCUGGUGGGCCUCCGUGGUGUUUCUAUCCUCCUUCUUACCCCGGCUACAAGAUGGGUUCCUUCUUCCCCACCUCGAAGGGCAGGGCUGCAAACCUUACCCGUUCCAAACCCUCCUAUCUUCCCCGAGACAUCGCUACUCUUCGGCUGGAAGUGGCCGAGGAAACAGCCGGACGUUUGCAUCUUACUCUAAAAGACCCAUCCUCUCCUCGGUAUGAAGUUCCCUUGUCCCCUCCACCGUUUGAACCACCCUCUGCCAUUCAGAACUCCUUGUAUUCCAUAGAGUUCCACUCUGACCCAUUUGGGUUUGUAGUGCGUCGCAAGUCCAAUGCACAAGUUCUGUUGAACACCACGGUUGCCCCACUCCUCUUUGCUGACCAGUACUUGCAGAUGUCCACCUUUCUGCCCUCCCGCCUCAUCUCUGGCCUGGGGGAGCACUACACGCCCCUCACUCUGGACCUCAACUGGACCUCGGUCACCCUGUGGAACAGAGACAUGGCGCCUCAUAGUGAUGCCAAUCUGUACGGCUCGCACCCUUUUUAUCUGGUCCAGGAGGGCGAUAGUCUGGCCCAUGGAGUCUUUCUACUCAACAGCAAUGCCAUGGAGGUUCUGCUGCAGCCUAUGCCUGCACUCACAUGGGUGUCAGUUGGAGGAAUUCUGGACUUCUACAUAUUUCUUGGGCCAGACCCACAGAGCGUGGUCCGCCAAUACCAAGAGGUUAUAGGGUAUCCCAUGAUGCCCCCCUACUGGGCACUGGGAUUUCACCUGUGCCGCUGGGGCUACCGCUCUACCAAUGAGACACGAUCUAUAGCAAAGCGCAUGCGUGAAGCCAAGUUUCCACUGGAUGUGCAGUGGAAUGACCUGGAUUACGCUGACAAGAGGCGAGUCUUCACCUUUGACCCAGUGCACUUUGGAGACCUGCCUGAGAUGGUGGAGGAGUUCCAUCAAGAAGGCCUGAGAUAUAUCCUCAUCUUGGACCCAGGGAUUAGCAGCUCAAGCCAGCCAGGAUCUUACUGGCCAUAUGACGAAGGGCUACGGAGGGAGGUCUUCAUCAAGAACUCCACAGGACACACACUCAUCGGGAAGGUCUGGCCUGGUCCGACGGCUUUCCCUGACUUCACCAACCCUGAGACAGUGAGCUGGUGGGAGGAGUGCAUCCGAGACUUCCAUGCCAAAGUGCCUGUGGACGGCUUGUGGAUUGACAUGAAUGAACCAGCAAGUUUUGUCCAUGGCUCUGUGGACGGAUGUCCAGACACCGAUCUAGAAAAGCCACCCUACGUUCCAGAUGUAAUUGGCGGUCAACUGAAUUUCGGUACCCUGUGCAUGUCUGGCCAGCAGAAUCUGUCCACCCAUUAUAACCUGCACAACUUGUACGGACUCACUGAGGCCAUCGCCACCUACAGUGCCCUCCUGAAGGUCAGGGGGUCACGACCUUUUGUGCUCUCCCGCUCGUCCUUCCCUGGGUUGGGACGCUUCUCCGGACACUGGACGGGUGAUGUCAGGAGUGACUGGGAACAACUGCGCUUCUCUGUCCCUGCUGUGCUGCUCUUUGGCCUUUUUGGGGUGCCACUGGUGGGAGCUGAUGUGUGUGGCUUCGGAGGGAACACCAAUGAGGAGCUGUGUGUGCGCUGGACCCAGCUAGGGGCCUUCUAUCCCUUCAUGAGGAACCAUAACGACAGGCCUAAUGUGCCUCAGGAGCCGUUCGUGUUCAGUCAGGAGGCCCAGGCAGCCAUGCGGAGCGCGCUGUUGCUCAGAUACUCCCUGCUGCCGCUGCUCUACACACUCUUCCUCCGGGCACACAGCUCAGCUGACACCGUCGCCCGAGCCUUGUUUCUCGAGUUUCCCACAGAUAGCAACAGCCGUACCAUUGACCGCCAGUUCCUGUGGGGGAGUUCUCUUCUCAUCAGUCCUGUUCUAGAGCAGGGGACCGUGGAGCUGUCUGCCUACCUCCCCCCUGGGAUGUGGUACAGCUUUCAUGAUGGUCAGCCCUAUCGCAGUAAGGGCCAGUACUUUCUCCUCUCAGCACCCCUGGAUGCCAUAAACCUCCACGUGAGAGGGGGCUACAUCAUCCCUCAGCAGGUGCCGGCCCUGACCACCACUGUGGCACGUAGGAACCCUUUCAACCUGACGGUGGCGCUAUCUGCUGAGGGCUGGGCCCGGGGUGAGCUGUACUGGGAUGAUGGCGACAGCUUGGACACGUACGAGAGGGGAGACUACUCCCACAUCCUCUUCAUGGCAAGACAGUCUCAGUUGGUGAGUGAUCCUGUCAGGGUGAGUGGGGCCCUGGAUGGCCUUGUCCUGGGUCAAGUGAGGGUGUUCGGAGUGCCCUCUCCCCCCAAAGCCGUGAUGGCCAACGGGGAAACUGUGACUGAUUUCACAUACCGAUCUGACACCAUGAGUCUGACAGUGGCGUCCUUAUCCCUGCCCAUGACUGAGGAGUUUACCCUGCAGUGGAUGCUGUAGCAGAAUGGACCCUUUUGUCGUAUGAACUCUGUGAUCAGGGACUUUUAGAUUGGAAUGUGUGAAGCAGCGUGAUGAUUUUAUUCAGUUUGCAGGGCUAUUUUAUACUUGAAGCGCAACUCAUGUUUAGCUCUAAACAUACAGCAGGCCUGGUAUUCAGGUGUGGCUGCUUUACUAGUGUCCUGCCUCCUGCCUCCUGCCCUGCUGCCUGGUCAACAUGUCUGCUCCAUUAGAGGAAAUGCUGAUCAAGAUCUUAAUGACACCGUCUUUGACCUCUCAUAAACUAUGGACUUCCUCACUGAUCAGUCCUGGCAGGUGGAGCUCUGUCCUCUGUGGAAAAUGGCCCUCAAAAAUGCUAGUUUCCCCAUUCGAAGCUGUCUGAGCCUCAGCAUACCAAAGAACUGUAAAAUAUGGCAAAAAUAGCUUCCCUCUGACACAGCAGAGGAGGUAUUAGUUCACACCUGCACCACGCAGCAAAAAUAUGCACCUAAAAUGUUCUGUAGCAUCUAGUUUGCAAACUGUUUGAAAUAAAUUAGUUUUCUGGUUUUGCCUUAAAUAAGAUGGUCAGAACAAAGGGGAUAUUUUCAUUUUUUCCCAACCUCUCAUCAAAAUAAAAGGCUAGACUUUUUACAUA